UGUGUCCUGUGUGUGUUCAUAGCACACGACCUGUUGUCCACCAUAACCUGACAACGUUCCUCAGCUCGUUGCGGAACAGUUAUGAAGUUUGCACGAUACCUUACUGACACACAAGUCAGUCCGUUCGGACUAACCAAACUCAUAUUGCUGAUCUAGGUACUGAAUGUUAUCUUGUCGCAGACUCCCGAGUGGAAAAAGGCAUAUAUGUGCGUUCCAGCUCAAACGUUUAGACAUGCGUCGAUUGAUCACCUCCGCUAACGCCAUUUUCACUACGGUUUGAUUGUAGUGAUUAUCGCUGCCUGAAGAAAUGCAUCGGUACAAUACGUGCAGAACAGAUUGCCAGGCAAAACUCCACCGGAACUACUGAUGUUGAUCAAGUUUAUAAGCAAGCCAGAGAAUACGAAGAUAACGGUAUUGGCUACCCUGAAUAAACUCUUACCAACUCAGCUCACUUCAACACACUCUUUAGGGCAAUCGGUCCUUCCACAACCCGAUGCUCCAACUGAAGGGACCACAGUUCUUUCCGCGACCGGCCAGCAAAGGGAUAGCCGGAUACGUCCAUCGCUCAGCGUUAUGUUGCACGAUCUUUCGCCUCCAUUUCGCCUCACAGGCUCGUCAUCACAGGCUCCUUCGCAAACCACUCCUUUACCUCCCAAGACUCCGCACUUGCCACCAGUAUUCCCCUUUUUCCGUGAUACAGGCUCUCUGGCUCCUACUGCCUUACAUACCCUUCUACCUCUGCUACCACCACUUCAUGCGCAUUUUUUCGAGCUAUUAGAUUCUGAGUUGGAGAAAGUCGACUCUUUUUAUGCCGAACGAGAAAAGGAAAUGCGAGACCGUGGCAAACUGCUUAAAGAGCAGCUCAACGAACUUGGGCUUCAUCGCAAGAAGUACUAUGAAUCUAAUGGAAAUGCCACAACGCCGAGCUGGGCUGCACGAGCUCACCAAUCUCUGUCGGCGGCUUUGCUCGCCCUGACCCAAUGUCAUGGUCGUCAUCAUGCGGAUACAAGCAAGACCAAUCAUCAACCAGGGAUAGCAGCUUCUGAGUCAGGUCGAGGAGAAACUGGCCCUUCGGACACUACCAGAGAUGAAGGAAUUUCCGAGCGUAUAAUCAUGUCGCCGCUUCCUACAUCUAUCAUAGAUGGAUCAAUUCAAGUUGGAUCAAUCAAGAGCAAUCGUUCAUGCCCGCCCACAAAAGCCAAUGGCAAUAUUCCGCGGGGGAACAGCGUGUCCUUGAACAGCCCGCAGGAGUACCAGAAUGCGAAGAAACGUCUCAAGAAAGCUGUCGUGGAGUACUACCGUGGACUCGAGGCACUGAAUAAUUACCGUAUACUGAACCUCACUGGUUUCCGCAAAGCUGUCAAGAAAUAUGAGAAGAUUACACAAGUGCCUGUUCAAGCAGCAUAUAUGAAAGAGAGGGUUGAACCCUCGGCUUUUGCCUCCGGCGCGAUGGUCAGCUCAAUGCUUAAAGAGAUGGAAGAGUUGUUUGCCGCAAGGUUUGGUAUGUCGCUCAAAGGUCUCAUCUUUUAUCUUUCCAUAUGUUAUACGUUAUCGCAGAACGUGGUGACAAGAAGAAAGCGAUCAAUCAUCUUCGUGUUGGCGCGACCCAGAAAUCCCAUCAUUUCAGCACGUUUCGCACAGGCUUGUGGCUUGGUUUAUCUAUACCUGCGACAGUUACCGGUUUAUUGAUAUGUCUGCGUGACAGUACCCAUGUCUCAUUGCCUUCAUGGAAUAUCUUACUUUUCAUCUACUCCAUUUUCUUAAUCCCCACGUUACUCGCGUUGCUCGUCGGUUUGAACCUCGUCGUAUGGGCCAGAGAAAGGAUCAACUACG
Messenger RNA from Suillus clintonianus, 1833 nucleotides. Its product is annotated as SPX domain-containing protein. NCBI's taxonomy places the organism in Eukaryota, Fungi, Basidiomycota, Agaricomycetes, Boletales, Suillaceae. Gene Ontology annotation, cellular component: Golgi apparatus; plasma membrane; cytoplasm. Gene Ontology annotation, molecular function: inositol hexakisphosphate binding. Gene Ontology annotation, biological process: cellular response to phosphate starvation; phosphate ion transport. The transcript has 10 exons. Bases 367 to 1689 code for a protein of 440 amino acids. The record is from RefSeq and is a predicted model, not a curated record.